This is a messenger RNA of Adineta ricciae, 3756 nucleotides long. The record is from the annotation of a GenBank genome assembly. Lineage: Eukaryota; Metazoa; Rotifera; Eurotatoria; Adinetida; Adinetidae.
AUGUCUGAAUUUGAGUGGAAGGAAAGUCAACCGAAAUCCAGUUGGACUGAAUUUUUCACACGUAAUAUCGCUCGUCGUCAAUCAGCACCGUAUGUAAAAACAUGUUCAUCAGCACCUGGAUCUGUAAAUAUUGAGCGGCGAAUCAAUAAUCUUCGUGGAUCUUUACGUGUCACUAAGUUCAAUGAAUCAGAAGAUAAUUCGAGCGAUGUUCUCCGACGGGAUCGUAUUGCUUGGCAAACCAUAUCGCAACAUUUGUCGCUUCAAAUACAACAAAGACGUAGAUCUGAAUUAGCAGCUAAUCGCAAGCGAAUGCUCGAAUUCGACGAAGAAAACAGGAAAGAAAUCGUUCAGCGAAAGAAUCUGAUUGAUGAAACAAAACGUUCGUCAACAAUUAUCAAAGACAAAGCAGUUGAAUCUGUCGUAGACCUGGAAGAUGAGAUCUUGGAUGAAACAAGUGGACUGUUGAAAACCGAUGUGCAUAUUGUUCCGUUGGAGAAAUUGGUCGAUCGAUUCAAAAGUGAUUUGACGAAUGGUUUAACCGAUGAUAUGAUAACGCAACAUCGCGCUACUUAUGGUGAAAAUAAACUAACACCCGCACGUCCACCAAGUUUUUUCUGGAUGAUAAUCAAACAACUUCUAAUCGGUUUCAACGGUAUCUUAUGGAUUGCAACUCUGUUCGCUUUUCUUAGUUAUAAACCAUUUGGUGAACCUAAUCCUGACAUAAGCAAUUUAGGCUUAGGUGUUAUUCUUAUCUUGGUCAUCGUUUUAAAUGCACUAUUCAAUUUCUAUCAGGAGGUCAAAUCAAUGAAGAUUGUUUCGUCGUUUAUGAAAAUGCAACCAAGUAUCGCUACGGUGAAAAGGAACGGGAUUGAGACGCAAGUUAAUGCUGAAGAACUAGUUCCGGGUGACAUAGUUCGUAUUCAUCUUGGUGAAAAAAUUCCAGCGGAUUGUCGACUUAUAUCGUGUGAUGACCUGCAAGUCAAUACAUCGGAAUUGACUGGUGAAUCAGUACCUGUCAGCUGUACGAUUAAAUGCACGGAUCGAAAUAUCAUGGAAUCGACAAAUAUGGUCUUCUACUCCUCAUUGGCCGUACAAGGUACAGGUGAAGCUAUAGUAGUGAACAUUGGGGAUGCAACUGUUCUUGGACAAGUGGGUAAACUGACUCGUGGUACUGGCGAAUCAGAAAUAACCGGACUUCACCGCGAAAUUAAUCGCUUUGUUCUGUUUGUCAUUAUUGCUGCAUGCAUAUCUAUUAUUCUUCUUUGGAUAACGUGGGGUGCUUGGUUAAACAUAAAAGAAAAUGGAUUCGUUACUGUCAACGGAAAUAUUGUGAACUCGAUUGGUAUGGUCGUGUGUUUUAUUCCUGAAGGUUUACCAGCUGCGGUGACUCUUGUACUAACUAUCGUUGCCAAGCGUAUGUAUAAACAGAAAGUGAUGGUGAAAGCUUUGGCAACUGUGGAAACAUUUAAUUCUGUUUCGGUCAUCGCCACCGAUAAAACAGGUACAUUAACAAUGAAUCAAAUGACAAUCACAGCACUUCUCUGGGGAAAACAGGGAGAAUACUUGGUUCCUAUUCAUAACAACAAAAUCGAAAAUCAACCGUUCCCAAACGAUCGAAAACGAUCAUCGUUAGAUUCAGCAACUAUUUGCGGUGCUAUGAAAGAUCUGAUUUUUGGUUCGUGUCUUUGUAACAAUGCCGCUAAGCAAUCGGCUAUCAAUGGCGGUCACGUCAAUGAAAUUGCUUCUGAUGAAGUCGUGCAAUUGGUUGGAGAUGCAGCUGAUGUGGCAUUGUAUCGUUUAUGUACGAACAAAUGCUCAGUCGAUAUCGAACGAAUGAAACAAGUGAAUCCACGUAUUAAUAGUGUACCAUUCAAUUCCAAGAAUAAGUUCAUGAUUACCGCGAAUCUUCUUGAAAAGACGUCUGCUGACACCAAUACCGAUGACACGGUACUUAUCACACUCAAAGGUGCACCGGAUUUCGUUCUCUCUCGAUGUUCAACUUAUAAACAAGACGAUAACGAUGAAGCUUUACCAAUCACCGAGGAAUUUCGCAAUACGAUCCAAGAACGACAAGAAGAACUCGGCAAAUCUGGCUAUCGAGUUAUUGCUAUGCUGCAGCAAAGAAUGCCGAAAUCUCAAUACGAUCGUAUUAUUGAAGCGUAUCGCGAAAGUAAACAUCAACGACAAAAUCAACAAGAAAUCAUAUCUGACGAGCCUGACCUGAAUGGUUUACCAUCGAAUAAUUACUGUUUUAUAGGUAUGUUUUCUUUACUCGACCCAGCUCGUUCAGAAGUACCCGAUGCUGUUGUCAAAGCUCGUCGUGCUCACAUUCGUGUUGCUAUGGUGACAGGUGAUCAUCCCACGACUGCCGCUGCUAUUGCGAAGAAAGUGAAUAUCUUCUCCAAAGAAGUCAGCAUCGACGGUGGUAUUGAUUCGUUCAAAAUGGAACUGCAGACUCCAACAGGUCGUCCACAAGCCCAUUUCAUGCGUAAUAAACGAACCUUACUCGAAAGCCAUAUUAUAAGUGAUGUCAAGACAUCUAUCGAUACCAAGGGUAUUAAAACGACCUCGAAUUCACAAGUUAAAUCAAAUGUUUUCAAACGAAUGUGGAUGAGUUUAUUAUUCUACUUACGAGAUCCAAAUCAAGUUAAAGAUAUCAAUAAACUUAAACUCAUUCCAUAUGCUGUUAUUGUAACUGGUAACGACAUCAACUCAAUGGAUGACUAUAUGUGGAAUUGGGUGUUGUCUCAUCAAGAGAUGGUUUUCGCUCGCACAUCACCCGAACAGAAGUUACGUAUUGUCAUGGAAUUUUCUAAACGUGGUGAAGUUGUUGCAGUCACCGGUGAUGGAACCAACGAUGCACCAGCACUCAAGCAAGCUGAUCUAGGCGUCGCAAUGGCAGCUGGAACCGAUGUAGCUAAAGAAGCUGGUGAUAUGAUCUUACUUGAUAAUAAUUUUUCAUCCAUUAUCAAAGCGAUUGAAACUGGUCGAUUACUCAGUGAUAAUCUGAAAAAAGUCGCCAUCUACCUAUUACCGGGAGGUUCAUGGUCUGAAGUCAUUCCAGUUUUCUUUGCAACAUGGCUUGGUAUCCCACUUUCAUUAUCUCUCUUUCUGGCCAUCAUUUUCUGCAUGCUCAACGAUGUGGUGAAUUCAUUAGCUAUGGUUUCCGAGAAAGCUGAACAUGAUAUUAUGUCUCGUGCACCCGCUAUUCGCCAUAAAACUCAUCUACUCGAUUGGAAAUUACUCGUUCAUGCCUAUUUGGUCGUCGGUAAUAUUGAAUGUUUCGCCGCAUUCUUUUGUUUCUUUUGGUAUUACUCAUCUCAAAAUAUUCCUUUAAGCAGUAUCUUCUUCACCUAUGGCAGUUAUGGUACAAAUCCACCAAUUAAUAAAACCAGCGAUGAACUUACCAUUAUUCAACAAAAUGGUCAAUGUAUUUAUUAUGUCGCAUUGUGUGUCAUGCAAAUGUUUAAUUUACUUACAACGCGUACUCGACAUGUUUCAUUUUUUCAACACAAUCCAUUCUACGGCAAAGCACGUAAUUGGACGAUUCUAAUCGGUAUUAUCUUUUCGGCUGCAGUUGGCCUUAUUUUGACAUUAGUUCCAUGGUUUAAUUCAGUCUUCAAAACAGAACCUGUCGAAGUGAAAUAUGUUUGUCCAGCAAUAGGCUUCGGUGCAGCAUUGUUCACUUUCGACGAAAUACGGAAAUUUUUUAUUCGUCGUUAUCCAAAAUCAUUUCUAGCCAAAAUGGCUUGGUAA